CCUUUAGUAUUUAGACAGCUUUAAAACCAAACGUUGAAAAAUGAUAGGCUCUUACCAUCUUCAAAAAAUCGGCGGUCCUCCCCUUUCUUCGUAUUAAAUCAAGGCAGCACACGCGCCGGAACCUGCAAAUGUCGACGGCAGUCGCAUCAGCAAUAGUUGUCAACCACAGAAUUUUAAAUCUCAAUCAGAGGAAGUCAACUGUACUACCCGCAUCGUCAUCCUCAUUCAUCAGCAUCGAUUGUCCUCCGUACAGGUACAGAUACGACGGGCCUCACAAGAGGAAUUCUCAUUGUUACCUCACUGGCUUCAAAUUCAGACGCCCAUUCUCUCCUGUAAUGGAAUGGCAAGAUUGCACGGUAAAGAUGGAAAUGAAUGUGCCCACUGCUGUUGCUUAUAAAUGUUACUCUGAUCGUGAAGCCAUUCCUCAAUGGAUGCCCUUCAUUUCAUCUGUAAAGAUUCUGGAGGAUAAGCCUGAUCUAUCACGAUGGUCACUAAAGUAUAAAGCAUUUGGGCGUGAUAUUGAAUUCUCUUGGCUUGCUAGAAACAUGCAGCCAAUACCGAACCAGAAAAUUCACUGGAGAUCUCUGGAAGGUCUUCCUAACAGGUAAUGGAAACUGAGCUAAGGGUGAGCAGCAAACUUAUUUAUGCUCGACCUUUUUCUCUUUAUUUUUUUUCUUAUUUUUCCAAUGAAUAUUUUAUUUGGUUAUUUACAUCUCAGUUUUUCGAGUGGUUUUAUGCAUAAUUGUCACGGGAUUAUAUUUUACGGAGUAAUAAAAUCAUUGUUUGCGUGAGGAUGAUGAUCAAUGCCAGAAAGCUAAAUGUCUUUAUUUGAAUAUCAUCCCAAAGGUUUAUAAUCAUUUUCUCCCUUCUGCAAAUAGAAACUCCAAAUUAAGUUUGGGAAUUUGGUUUUUGAUCUAGAUGUUCUCCCUAUAAAAAUGUGUUGUAAUUAGAGCAUAUAGAGAUUCUUGAUGAAUUAAAGUUCCCCAUUCUCACGUUAUUCGAACGAAGUAUAGAAAGAAGAAAUUUAAAGAUUUUUUUGACAACGAUCCAGUUGAAUCCCAUCUCCUAACUCUACUUGCCAAAAAUGUACUCUCUACUGCUUCUAUCCUCAAGUCAUCCAAACUGAAUACAGUGGUGUUCUUGAAUGUGCCAUUUCCUUACUAAUGAUUAUUUGUUAUGCUGCAUAAUAUUUUAUGAAUCUUUUGAUUACUCGUGUCAUACACUAAUACGUAUAUAGAAAGCCUCCUAGAAGUAUAAAUAAAGAAUGUUACAACCUUGCAUGUAUAGCUUUCCUCUUCAGUCUUUCUAAUGUUAAUUUACUUCUAUGUUCAAAAAUGGUUGUGGUAUAUCUGUUAUCCUCCUCCAACUUCGAAUAGGUUUAAUUGAAUUGGAGAAGGAAACGGUCUUCUU
Molecule: messenger RNA, 1410 nt
Organism: Olea europaea var. sylvestris
Lineage: Eukaryota; Viridiplantae; Streptophyta; Magnoliopsida; Lamiales; Oleaceae
Exons: 4
Coding region: 129-608 (159 amino acids)
Source: RefSeq, a predicted model, not a curated record